Messenger RNA from Maniola jurtina (meadow brown), 951 nucleotides. RefSeq lists its product as uncharacterized. Lineage: Eukaryota; Metazoa; Arthropoda; Insecta; Lepidoptera; Nymphalidae. Gene Ontology annotation, molecular function: nucleic acid binding. The record is from RefSeq and is a predicted model, not a curated record. The transcript is spliced from 2 exons. Bases 229 to 951 code for a protein of 240 amino acids.
GGUACAAGUUCGCCUUCUAGCUUCCAGAAAUAAAGUGGCGCCUUUGAAGCCUACCACAAUCCCCAGACUCGAGCUUUGUGGUGCGCUCCUGGCGUCUAGACUUCACGCCAAAGUGAUGUCAUCAAUCACCCUUAAGUUAAAGCUUUGCACCUGGAGCUCGUCACGGAUUUAACAAAGGAGGCCUUCAUAUCAGCAUUUCUAAAAUUUAUAUCACGUCGCGGUAAGCCAAUGUCUGUAACGUCCGAUAACUCGACGACCUUUAUUGGAGCCAGUAAUGAAAUCGCAUCUUUUUUCUCAAAAUACUCAGACGACAUCAAGUCAGAUCUUAGCAAUAGGGAUAUUGAAUUCCGCCGUAUUCCGCAGUACACACCUCACUUCGGGGGUUUAUGGGAGUCUGCUGUCAAAUCAGUCAAAUUUCACCUUAAACGCAUCUUAAAUUUAACACAUUUAACGUACGAAGAGAUGACCACGUGUCUGGUUCAGAUUGAAGCUAUCCUAAAUUCCAGACCACUCACACCUCUUUCUUCCGAUCCUUCCGACCUUACUUGCCUCACUCCCGCUCAUUUCCUCAUAGGACGCUCACUCUUGUCGGUUCCUCGCCCAAUGGUCAGCGAUACAAACAUCGCCGCCAUGGAUCGCUACCAACGCAUCGAGGCGCUCAAGCAGCACUUCUGGCGGAGAUUCUCGGCUGAAUACGUCUCUCUGCUCCAACAGCGCAUGAAAUGGCAGAGGGGCUCAUCCACAAGUCUCCAGCUAGGUAGCCUGGUGCUCGUGAAAGACAGAGCGCAGCCACCACUUUUAUGGCUGCUUGGAAGAGUGGAGAAGGUGCACCCAGGACAGGACGGAGUGGCUCGCGUGGCAGAGAUCAAGACCAAGAAGGGAGUCAUCACGCGGGCCUUUAACAACAUUUGCCCCCUUCCAAUUUCCAACUCGCGCGGGCAGGAUGUCUAG